UAUCGCACCCCAAAGUAUCUGGGUGUGUGCUGUUGCCAUUACCUGCCCCAAAAUUGCAUCCAAAAACCGGUUCAUACCAGGUGACGUCAAACGAUCGAAACUCUCGCAAGUCAUCCCCAUCCGAGCGGUUGUUUAUCUGGCAAACAAACGAACUGUAUGAUUCAUUACCGGCCCUAGUGCUUCGACAAGCGUGUCAGCUGUGGCAGUCGUGUUCGAGUGUUCGAAAAAUCGCGUUGCAAAGUAAAUCGCAAUGUCCACCGUGGAAGAGGUUCCCGCUGUGAUUGUUGACAAUGGAAGCCACACGACAAAGGUCGGUCUGACGGAAGACGCCGAUCCAGAGGCCGUCUUUCGAACGCUGGUCGAGGUCCGUUCCGACGGAAAGCGUGUUGUUAGCGCGGGCGUGCCAACGGAAUCGACCGGCGCCCGUGUCCAUCCCAUUGUGCGUGGCGUUCCCGUGGAUCUGGAUGCCCUUGAGGUCGUUUGGGAGCACGCAUUCCGGCAAGUGCUGAAGGUUGAUCCCCGGGAGCAUAAGGUGCUGCUGACCGAAAGACCGCUAGCCUCGUCCAGCGAAACCCGGGAAGCGAUUGUUCAGCGGAUGUUUGAAAAGUUUGAGGUACCGGCCACGUAUCUGGCUAUGCAGGGCUUGAUGGCACUGUAUGCGGCCGGACGCACAAGCGGUACAGUGCUUGACAUUGGCGAAGGUCUUACUAGCGUUGUACCGGUCUACCGGUACACACCACAGAAGGAAUCAAUCAUUAAUGUUCCGUUCGCUGGGACUGACAUGGUCGACUAUCUUGCCAGCACUCUCGCUAUCACACGAGACCGGACCGAGCUUGCAAGGGAGAUAAUGGAAAAGGUGUGCAGCGUCAGUGGCGAUCCAGCGAAAGAGGUUUCAUCGUUGAGUGACCAGGUGUACAGGGGAACCGCUGGAACGAGUGUCACCGUCGGAAAGGAACGGUUGCUGUGUGCGGAAGCCCUGUUCAAUGGCUCCGAGGGCAGAAGAAGUGUCCAGCAGCUCGUGACUGAUGCGGUGACCGGUUGCCCGGUAAACACACGGAAGGAGCUGUACGCAAACGUGAUCCUUGCCGGGGGUGCAACGAUGUUCCCUGGUAUGGGUGAUCGGUUGCAGCGAGAGCUGGAGACCCUGUUGCCGACGACCGCAACCUACCGAGUGAAGGUGAUUGCACCACAGAACGCCACACUAACCAUCUGGACCGGUGCGUGUCUCGUAGCGCAGAGUCCGUUGUUCCAGCAGCUGUGGAUAACGCGACAGGAGUACGAUGAGUUCGGUGCCUCGAUUGUGCAUCGCAAGUGCGCCUGAAAUUUUGCCGUGAGAGGAGGUCCUUUUUUGGAUGGUUUAAUUUCGUUUUAAGGUUGAUUAAAAUCGAUUGUUUUGGUUCCAGUAAUUCGAUCCAGCUUCCCCUAAUGAUCGCUUAUAGCAAUACUGUGCACUCAAUUGUUUACAAAAUUGAAUGAAUCAAUCAGAAAUUUAUGCUUCUACUUCAGCCCAAGCUGGUGCAAUGCAAUUCAGAAAGCGAAUAAAAUGAUUUUCCCCCACCAUAAA
Molecule: messenger RNA, 1564 nt
Organism: Anopheles aquasalis
Lineage: Eukaryota; Metazoa; Arthropoda; Insecta; Diptera; Culicidae
Source: RefSeq, a predicted model, not a curated record